This is a messenger RNA of Manihot esculenta (cassava), 1419 nucleotides long. RefSeq names its product soluble inorganic pyrophosphatase 1. NCBI's taxonomy places the organism in Eukaryota, Viridiplantae, Streptophyta, Magnoliopsida, Malpighiales, Euphorbiaceae. The transcript is spliced from 9 exons. Gene Ontology annotation, cellular component: cytoplasm. The record is from RefSeq and is a predicted model, not a curated record. Gene Ontology annotation, molecular function: inorganic diphosphate phosphatase activity; magnesium ion binding. Gene Ontology annotation, biological process: phosphate-containing compound metabolic process. The coding region runs from base 577 to 1209 and encodes 210 amino acids.
UUGAUUGUUUCAUCAUAUUCAUCCAUCGAAGUUAAGAGGUUCAUGCUUUUGUAGAUCGUUUGCGAAGCUUUUAUCUUUUUUUCGUUUCUGGGUUUUCGUGAAUGGGCACAAAUCCCAUCAGCUUUCACAUGUUGUGCUUGUAAUCUUGCAUCUCUUUCGCAACUUUGGUUCAACGUUUGCUUGGAUUCGAAGCACUGCUUAUAUUAUUAAUAUUUUUUCUCGCUGCUUUUAUCAAUAUAGUCAAAUAAUCAACGUGGUGAUGAUAAGGGUAUAUAGUUGUAUUGGGUAAUAUUAUUUUUGAUGAAGAAAAUUCAUUUAAAUACGAAGAAUAUGCUAAUCUUCAGGAAAGGCCCCUUUUCUUUUGGAAACAGUUGAUAUACUAUUAAUUUCUGAUUCCAAUAUAACAACAGCUGGUUUGAAUGAUCAUAUCACGUCUUUAAUGCUGAAGGAUCUGCAUUCAACUGAUUAGCUAUAAUAAGUGUGAAGCUAAAACUGUAUGAAUAUCGAGGAUGCCUUGAUUUUGGGACUUUGCUUAAUGUUGAUCCCUGAUCUACAUUUUGUUGACUCCUCUGGGUGAUGGCUGAAGUUAAAAAUGGAGAAGAAAAAGUUUCUACACCCAAGCUAAAUGAGAGGAUCCUUUCAUCCAUGUCAAAGAGAACUGUUGCUGCACAUCCUUGGCAUGACCUUGAGAUCGGACCUGGAGCACCCAGUGUCUUCAAUGUUGUGGUUGAAAUAACAAAGGGAAGCAAGGUCAAAUAUGAACUGGACAAGAAGACAGGCAUGAUUAAGGUUGAUCGGAUUCUAUACUCAUCAGUGGUCUAUCCUCAUAACUAUGGUUUCAUCCCUCGCACAUUGUGUGAAGACAAUGAUCCCUUGGAUGUUUUGGUUAUCAUGCAGGAGCCUGCUCUUCCUGGUUGCUUUCUGCGAGCCAGGGCCAUUGGACUCAUGCCCAUGAUUGACCAGGGAGAGAAAGAUGACAAAAUCAUUGCAGUUUGUGCUGAUGAUCCAGAGUACAAGCAUUACACUGACAUUAAAGAGUUGCCUCCUCAUCGCCUUACUGAGAUCCGUCGUUUCUUUGAAGAUUACAAGAAAAAUGAGAACAAAGAGGUUGCAGUUAAUGAGUUCAUGCCUGCAAACCAUGCUGUUGACGCCAUCCAGUAUUCCAUGGACCUUUAUGCUGAGUAUAUUCUGCAUUCUUUGAGGCAAUAGGCAACAUACACGGGCUAUGUUCCAAAAUUUUGCCGGUGGAUUUCAUUAUUCUGAAUAACUUAUCUAAUCAAUGAUCGUUUAAGAUUAUAUUCCAAAUUUCAAUUACUUCCUGUAACCUGGAUGAUAAAAGGUUUUUGUUUAUUUUUUUUCAAACAACGUUGUAAGAAGAGAUUAUUAUUUAUAUCAUAAUGGUAUUUUUCAAGUGAUCAA